AUGGAGUACCAGAUACAUCUCAUGAAUUUUUGUGUUUGGCUUUGUCUGAGCAUUUUCAUUGUUCAGUCCGCGUAUGGAGACGUAAGCUACUCGAUUCCGGAGGAGCUCAAACGUGGAUCAGUGAUCGGAAACGUUGCCAAAGAUAUUGGACUGGAUUUGAAAAGAUUGUCUAGUCGCAAGGCGCGCAUCGACACCGAAGGUAAUAGCAGACAUUUGGUUGAUAUUAAUCUGAGAACAGGAGAACUGCUGGUGGCUGACCGAAUAGACAGAGAGGAGCUCUGCUCUGAAAAACUGUCAUGUGUGCUUAACGUCGAGCUAAUGCUGGAGAACCCGCUAGAACUGCAUCGCAUUUUAAUUCAAAUAAUGGACAUAAAUGACAAUUCUCCUUUAUUUACUAAAGAUGUGAUUAGUCUUGAAAUCGGGGAACAUGCCAUUAAGGGCGCUGCUUUCCGUGUUGACGUAGCCAAUGAUGCAGACAUAGGGCAAAAUUCAAUCCAGACAUACGCAUUGGAGGCGAAUGAGCAUUUCGUGCUAGCUGUGCGCACAAAGAACGACGGUGGAAAAUAUAGCGAAUUAGUUUUGGACAAAGAAUUAGACCGCGAGAAAGAGGAAGCGCUGACAUUAAUCUUAACGGCUAUUGAUGGCGGCGCACCACCGCGAUCGGGCUCUGUUACCAUACUCAUUUCUGUGCUAGACGCUAACGAUAAUGCACCGGUGUUUGCGCAGGAGAUGUACACAGCAUCUCUGCUUGAAAACUCCCCUACGGAUACCGUGGUGACCAAAGUCAGCGCCACUGAUGCAGAUGCAGGUGCAAACGGAGAGGUUACAUAUGAAUUUAGUCGCAUCUCGGAAAAAGCUAGGAAAUUAUUUACCUUGAAUGAGAAAAGCGGUGAAAUAAAAGUGAUAGGGUCAGUGGAUUUCGAGGAUGAAUCUAAAUAUGAAAUUCACGUUCAGGGCAAAGAUGGAACAGGGCUUACAUCAGAUACAAAAAUAUCGAUAGAAAUCAUUGAUGUGAAUGACAACGCUCCCGUUAUUUAUCUAAAAUCCUUAAAUAAUCCGGUGCCAGAGAAUGCGCCACAAGGCACGGAGGUGGGUAUAAUAAAUGUCCAGGACAGAGACUCUGACAGUAACCGGCUGAUUCGCUGCACCAUUCAGCAGGGCGUGCCAUUCAAACUCGUACCAUCCAUUAAAAACUACUUUUCUCUGUUGACCACAGGCGAGUUAGACCGUGAAUUAGUAACCGAUUACAAUAUCACUAUAACAGCUACCGAUGAGGGCUCUCCUCCUCUCUCCUCCUCCAAAGUAGUGCACCUGUCUGUUGCUGAUGUUAACGAUAACCCGCCUGUAUUUAGUAAGCAGACUUACAUCGCACACGUGACAGAAAAUAACACUCAGGGAUCCUCUGUGGCCUCAGUAACGGCAACAGAUCAUGACUGGAGGCAGAACGGCACUGUGAUUUAUUCUCUCCUGCCCGGAGAGGUGAAUGGCUUUCCCGUGUCAGCAUUGUUGUCCAUAAACGGAGACACCGGUGUUAUCCACGCCGUCAGGUCUUUUGAUUAUGAGCAGUUUAAAGAAUUCAAAGUUAAAGUGUUAGCCAGAGAUAACGGGUCACCUCCUUUAAGCAGUAAUGUGACAGUGAGCAUCCAUGUUGUCGAUGUGAACGAUAAUUCCCCUCAGAUACUUUACCCAUCCCCUGAUGGCAGCUCUGUUAUGACCGAGUUAGUGCCCAGAGCAGCACCUGCGGCUUCCCUUGUGUCCAAAGUUAUCGCAGUGGACGCAGACUCUGGCCAGAACGCAUGGCUUUCAUACAGUAUAAUCAAAGCCACAGACCCUGGACUUUUCACCAUCGGCGUCCACAGUGGAGAGAUCAGGACGCAGAGAGACAUCUCAGAAUCGGAUGCCAUAAAACAGGAUCUUAUUGUGGCAGUGAAAGAUAACGGACAGCCUUCUCUAAGUGUGACUUGCACCAUGUACUUGGUCAUCUCUGAUAACUUGGCUGACAUUCCUGAACUGAAAGACAGGAGUCAUGAGGACAACAGUUCUAAACUCACCACAUACUUGAUCAUUGCACUGGUGUCUGUGUCCACGUUUUUCCUCACCUUCAUGAUCAUCGCACUGGCUGUGAGGUUUUGCCAUCGGAGGAAGCCCAGAUUGUUAUUCGAUGGAGCAGUGGCCAUUCCCACCGCCUACCUGCCUCCAAAUUACGCAGACGUGGAUGGCACUAUGACGCUGCGAAGCGGGUACAAUUAUGACGCGUACCUCACCACCGGGUCCCGCACAAGUGACUUUAAAUUUGUUCAGUCUUACAACGAUGGGACUCUACUGGCUGACCGCACUAUGUCCAAGUCCUGCACUGCUGAUGAGCCGUUUGGACCCUGUGAGGAACCAGAAACUCUACCGCAGCCCAAUUUGUGUAAGUGA
Messenger RNA from Engraulis encrasicolus (European anchovy), 2421 nucleotides. RefSeq names its product protocadherin gamma-A11-like. Lineage: Eukaryota; Metazoa; Chordata; Actinopteri; Clupeiformes; Engraulidae. The transcript is spliced from 2 exons. The record is from RefSeq and is a predicted model, not a curated record. Gene Ontology annotation, biological process: homophilic cell-cell adhesion. The coding region runs from base 1 to 2421 and encodes 806 amino acids. Gene Ontology annotation, cellular component: plasma membrane. Gene Ontology annotation, molecular function: calcium ion binding.